AUGAAGUUCCAGCGUAAGGCUGCUCGGAGCCUUGGUAUUGUGUAUCUUGUUUUUACCUGCUGCAAGGGCACAAAGCCCACGACCACCCUAGCCGAAGGGCGUACCGAUUGGUCUAUUCGGCGCUGGUUGCAGUGUUCGCAGGGCGAGACCGUCUGUGUAAAGACCGACGCCGUGGUAUCGAUAUCCGAGCCUUGA
Molecule: messenger RNA, 195 nt
Organism: Penicillium robsamsonii
Lineage: Eukaryota; Fungi; Ascomycota; Eurotiomycetes; Eurotiales; Aspergillaceae
Exons: 1
Coding region: 1-195 (64 amino acids)
Source: RefSeq, a predicted model, not a curated record